Haplochromis burtoni (Burton's mouthbrooder) is the source of this 1579-nucleotide messenger RNA. RefSeq names its product cilia and flagella associated protein 77 (gene cfap77). The record is from RefSeq and is a predicted model, not a curated record. Lineage: Eukaryota; Metazoa; Chordata; Actinopteri; Cichliformes; Cichlidae.
CAGAAUUAUUUUCAGGGUUCUCCUUUUAUUCUCAAAUAAAUAAGGCAAAGAAGGAAGGAAACAAAGACACACAUGGACUGCCACAGCUCAGCUGCCGCCCCGUGUGGAAGUGAAGAAAGAGUGAGCCAAAAGUGAAUGCAGUCCUUAUAUAAUGUGUGACAUAUAAUGUGUGACAGGUGAGUGCAAUCGAGGACAAGCACCACACCCAAUCAAAGGUGAGAGAACUAAACAAGGUGCAUCUGGUGAAGUGAGUGGGUGUGCUGGGAUGUGCCAAAGGGUGGGUCUCUACAACAAUCACUGAGAUGUGAACAGCUGUGAUGUGUGCAGCACUCAGCAGAAACAACAGACCAAAGAUCCACGACAUCCACACAGAAACACCCUGGCAGGAGAUACUUGUGGACCUUUGACCUCCUCUGAGUGGAUUACUAUUCCAAUUUCACUGAGGUUGAGUGGCUGAAGUCAGACACAGGAAGUGCAACAGUCAUCACUUAUGACUUGGAAUCCCUGAAACAGUGAUUUCAGAUAACGGACCGGAGUUCAGCUCCCUGGAAGACUUUGCAAAAAAGUGGGAGUGUCUCACAACACAACAAGCCCCCACCACGCACAGUCAGACGGGGUGGCAGAGAGAGGAGCACAAACAGUGAGACUCUUGUUAAAAAGGCAAACGCUGAGGGAACAGAUCCUUAUCUGUCCUCACUCUGAUCUCUGUUGGAGGACGUUGGAGCGUCAUCGGCCCGGCUGUUAAUGGCUCGACACAUGAGGUCAAGACUUCCAACAACAUCACAAAGGCUGAAACGCUCACUAACACACUGCAGCACUUAUUAGAAACAGGGCAACAGAAACUGAGAGAAUACUUUCAUCGAAGAACGAGAGAAGUUCAGCAACUUCAGAUCGGCCUCAAGGUCAGACUGUGGCCACAGAGCGUGUGGAGUCCAGCCCAGGGAGCUUCCGUACUGCGCAUGCUCUGUGUGACACAGUUAGCGUCCCGUUACCAUAGCAACGUGUCAGCUCAACUCCGCAGGACACGGAGCAAAACUCAGAAUCAAAUCUUCACGCCUGCUUUGAUCUUCAUCCCCUGACAGGAAGCAUGUCAUCAUCACCGAGGGUGGGUGUGGUCAGACGCUCGAUGCUGACCGACCCGCUGCUAAUCAAGGCGCCUCUUGGGCGCUCGCGGUCCAAAGGUUUUGCUGUUCCUGGUCCGGACUUCACUUUUGGAACCAGCAGUAACUGGCUGAGGGAUGGAGGCGUGGCCGAAGCUCUUUCCAGCUGGAACGUUCAGCCGCGGCAGGAAGAAUCUGCCGCUCAGCAUGCAGACUUUGUGUCUCUGAACCGCGAGGCGGUGAAGUCUGGCAUGGUGACGCCCAAAGAGCUGAGUCAGUACCGGGCUCAGAGGGCCCAGAGCUCCGCUUCCGAACUGCGGCACGGUCGGCUUCCACGAUGCCGCGAUCAGGUUCCUGACAUCACGUUUGGAGUCAGAAACAGGCCGUCGUCUCCGAUGUCAGACGUCCUGUCUCAUCAGUAUGCUCAGCGCUGGCUCCAUGAUCAGCUGAAGAAUCAAACCAGCAACCUCAAAUGCAAG